AUCCGUGGCAAAGGCCUCGACUGGCCCCUGGUUGUGAAGGACUUCAACCUGCUGCGCUGGCUGGGGGCAAACUCCUUCCGCACCAGCCACUACCCCUACGCGGAGGAGAUCAUGGACCUGUGCGAUGCCUACGGCAUCGUGGUGAUCGACGAGUGCCCGGGAGUGGGGAUUAAGAUGCCCGAGAGCUUUGGGAACAAGUCCUUGCAGCAUCAUCUCGUUGUGAUGGAGGAGUUGAUCCGCAGGGAUAAGAACAGGCCGUCAGUCGUGAUGUGGUCAGUAGCCAACGAGCCGGCAUCGGAGCUGCCGCCAGCAGCUUACUACUUUAAGACAGUGAUAGCUCACACUAAAGCUCUCGAUCCCUCCAGACCAGUAACCUUUGUGACAGAUGCUAAUUACGCUCUUGAUCAUGGUGCUCCUUAUGUGGACGUAAUUUGUGUAAAUAGCUACUUUUCCUGGUACCAUGACCCAGGCCACCUGGAAGUUAUUCCACUGCAACUCACAACACAGUUUGAGAACUGGUACAAAACCUACCAAAAACCCAUUAUCCAGAGUGAAUACGGAGCAGACUCGGUUCCUGGACUUCACAGUGAUCCACCUCUGAUGUUCAGCGAGGAGUAUCAGAAGGCUUUGCUAAGGGAGUACCAUUCCGUUUUUGACAAAAAGAGGAAAGAGUAUGUGAUUGGGGAGCUCAUAUGGAAUUUUGCUGACUUCAUGACUAAUCAAGGGACCACACGUGUUUUGGGGAACAAGAAAGGAAUAUUUACCCGCCAACGACAGCCCAAGUCAGCUGCUUUUGUUCUUAGAGAGAGAUACUGGAAGAUUGCAAACGAAUCAAGCUGUCUUCCUCCUAUAAUGAAAUCACAUAGCCUCUUUCUGAAAUGAAACAGAAGGUAUAGUGGCUGGGUGCUAUGCUGAACUUGUUCAUUAAAUUUCUGUUUAA
This is a messenger RNA of Eurypyga helias (sunbittern), 940 nucleotides long. RefSeq names its product glucuronidase, beta (gene GUSB). Gene Ontology annotation, molecular function: carbohydrate binding; beta-glucuronidase activity. The annotation marks the transcript as partial. Gene Ontology annotation, biological process: carbohydrate metabolic process; glucuronoside catabolic process. NCBI's taxonomy places the organism in Eukaryota, Metazoa, Chordata, Aves, Eurypygiformes, Eurypygidae. The record is from RefSeq and is a predicted model, not a curated record. The transcript is spliced from 6 exons.